Molecule: messenger RNA, 1788 nt
Organism: Orbicella faveolata
Lineage: Eukaryota; Metazoa; Cnidaria; Anthozoa; Scleractinia; Merulinidae
Product: putative malate dehydrogenase 1B
Biological process (GO): malate metabolic process
Molecular function (GO): malate dehydrogenase activity; oxidoreductase activity, acting on the CH-OH group of donors, NAD or NADP as acceptor
Source: RefSeq, a predicted model, not a curated record
GGCAACCAUAAACUCCUUAGCUAAUAAUCAAAAUGGCGAAGUAUGUUAUUGCUGGGAAGGCGAACUGCCCUUUCUACGCUAAAGCAGAGCUUCUAGCGGAUGAACUCUCGUUGAACCUGCCAGAUUUCAAAGUUCACAAGAUUGUUAAGCAGCCCGACGAAUGGAGAGACUGGCUGCAACUGACCUGCGAAGAGAAGGGUUGGAAGCACUUCAGCUCACCUCUUAUCUGGCGCGAGUUGGUCGAUCGAGGCGGCGCGGGAAUCCUUCUUGGUGGGUGCGAUGACUUCUUAGAAAUGGCGAAAGGCUGCUACGGCAUCACUUCAGUAAAAAUGAGCGACGAGUUGAUAAAUAUAGCCAAAGAAAAUCUUCAAACGAAGAUCGAGAUUGACGCAGAGGAAGAACAGAGAAAAGCAGCCAUCACGCCAUUGAGAGUUUGUGUUGGUGGUGCUUCGAACGCCCUUGCUUACGGUGUUUUGAGUUAUUUAGCUCAAGGAGAAGUGUUUGGAAUCGAUCAAGAAGUCAGUUUUUAUCUGCUCGACACGCCCGAUUCUCAAGAAGUUCUUAAGGGAACAGCCAUGGAGAUCCAAGAUUGUUCAUGGCCUCUGCUAAGAGAAGUAGUUUAUACGUCAGAUCCAGCCAUCGCCUUCAAAGACGCCAGCGUUGUAGUUCUGCUGGAUGGCGUGCCUGUUACAGAAGAAGGCGAUAAAAAGGAGCAGCUCAUUGCCAAUGCUAGAACCUUCAAAGCUCAUGGACAGGCACUUGAUCAGUAUGCAAAGAAAGAUGUGAAGGUACUCAUUGGAGGGGGACCGUCAAGUGUGAACGCUUUUGUCACUAGUAAAUUUGCCCCUUCGAUACCAAAACGAAAUAUCUGUGCCUUGGCCCGCCUUCAGGAAAAUAGAGCUAAGGGACUGCUGGCGAAAAAGCUCAAUGUGAACACUGCUGGGAUAAAGGAUGUCAUUAUCUGGGGUAACAUAGGUGUUGUUACUAGACCUGAUCCCAGAAAUGCAAGAGUUCAUGGGUAUGAUGGGGCCAUUUGGGGGCCACAUGUUCCAGGUUUCACACAACCAGUACCAGAAAUGGUCCAUGAUGAUAAGUGGCUGGCAGGUGAGUUUUUGGAAACCUUGAAAAAGCCCCUGGAUAAUGUGAAAAACCCUGAUGCUACCCCAUCAUUAUCAGAGAGCUUUGCAGUGCUCUCACAGCUUUGUGACCUGUGGCAAGGGACAUCUUCAGAGAUUUUCUCCCUUGGAGUAGCUUCAGAAGGAUGGUAUGAUCUUCCACAAGAUAUUGUGUUUUCUUUGCCAGUCAAGUUUGGUCAAGGUUCCUGGAAAAUUGUUGACAAUAUACAACUUGACGACAACCUUAAAACUCAACUGCAAACCAUUGCUGAAGAACUAAAGAAGGACUGUGAGGAAGUUUUAAGUGAGCUGAACUCUGAAUCUUGAGUUAAAUUGUAAAUAUGCAGUUGAACAGUUGUACAUACUAUCAGGUAGAGAGAUUAGUGCCUAUUUAAUAGUUAAUAGUUAAUUAAUAGUUACUAGAUAAAUUAUAGUGACAACUAACACAGCAAACCUGUUGUAAGAGUCAUUUAUUACAUUGUUGUGAAGAGAGAUUUGCUGCAUUGAAUAAAAUCUCUGAUGUUUAAAGUGCAUUUGAAACGCUUGAGUUGUUUGAUUUUCCACGUGGGAGUGGAGGUGGGCGAGCUCACACAGUUCCAGAAUCAAGAGUAAAUUAUAUUACCGUAAACUUCCGAUAGUAACGAUCCUCUGAAAGUAGCAAGCGCAGCCAACG